AGUGUUAGCUCCGGGCUAGAGUGCGCAACAUACGAACGCAGUCGCGGCCGAGGCGGUCUAGUUCUGGUUCAGCGGUUUGCAGUGUGCUUAAUACAUUGAGGCGUUGAAGCAGGUUAUUGCGGGAAUUGACGAGGAAGAGGAGGGCAGGAUGGCGGGCGGAGUUUCCGGGCGAAAGCCGCUAGACGGCGUCGAGCAGAUCAAGUCUUUGUUUCCGGAGGACGAGGGGGUGACCAGGAGCGUCAUCGGCUUGGUUCUGGGCCAGAACGAGGGAUGCAUGGAGGACGCCUACGAUACGCUGUUCGCCCUGAGACACGAUCCGGAGGCCAUUCGACAGCUUCGGGAAAUGUCUAGAGAGCAGAGGGAGCAGCAUGCUAGGGAGUGCGUUGAAGAGUUCCACGAGUCGGUGUCGGCGCGUCAGGAGAGAGUGAGGGAGGAGGCCGCGAGGCUGGGGAGGGACGUGGAGAGUCUGGAGCGCGUGAAUGAGAGUCUGCGCGACCAUUGCAGAGAGAAGAGAGAGCUUUUGGAGGGGAUGAUGAAGGGGUUGAGGGAGGUGGAGGAGCGUCGAGUGGGCGGCCCCGAGGCGUCUUUGCUUUUGAGUGAGAUGAGGAGGCGGUUGUUGUUGUCGAACAUGAGGCGAGCGGCGCCUUUGGGCGAGAGCGAGGAGGGGUCGUCCGCGGACGAGUCGGGCGAGAAGGAGGAGGAGAGUCGAUUGGACCGGGGAGGGGGGGACGUUUGGUUGGAAGAGAGAGAUGAGGGCGUGGACGGGGUUAGAUGUCGGAUUGGCGAGGUGCUGCCGCUGAAGGUCGACUACGAGUACUUGCCUUUGUUGAACGGCAGGGGUGAGGACAAUUUGGAGUCCGAGAUAGAAGAGAUGAGAGCCGAGUUGGAGAGGGCCUCGGACCUGCUCCGCCGAUGCGAGACGAAGGCGAAGUACCAGAGGUGCGAGAUAGAGCACCAGAAGUCGUUGUUGACCACGGCGACAGAGAGGCUGGCGAGGAUGAACGCGAGGAUGGAAAGUUUAUUUUCUUUGGUUGUGGAGUAUUUGGGGGAUUGGGUCGCGAUUAGUUGGGAGUUUCCUGAUGCGGUGCAGCCUACCGCGAAGGAUUGGAUCGGGCUGUACAACUUUCGCGAUUCGAGCGGGCGAUAUUUGACGUGUGCGUUGACAGAUGGCAGGCGCCGUUCGUCUCACUUUUUCAAGCUCCCGUCGAGGCCGGGGCUGUACGAGGCGCGCUUGUUUCUGAAUGGAUCGUACGAGCCUGUGAUGACGUCGUGUCCGUUUCGAGUUGGCCCGGAGGUGGAGCUCAAGGCGAGUUUGGAGAGAACAGAAAAGGGUGACAUGUUAAUUCGUUGUAAUUUUUCUGUGUUGAGGGGCGACCUGUCAGACCGCGACUGGAUUGGGCUGUACCGCGCGGACAAGCCGUCUCACCGGUGUUUGAGGUCUUACCCUCUGAACAGUCUCGGGCGCGUUGAGGACGAGGCGUCGAGUCUUGGCGGCUACGAGUACGAAUUUCGGUUCUUCUCCGCCGUCUAUGGCGACUUGGCCAUAGCGACGAGCUCUCGCAUCGCGAUUCCCAGAACGGACUCCGUUCGCUUCGAAGUCCUCGAGCAGGACGCGAGUACGAACCAAGCGCGAACGGUUCGUUGCUUUUGGCGCCUCGUCACCGUCCGCCCCAGCGGAAAAGAUUUGGUCCGCCUGGUCAAAGCGGCCGGCAAUAAUCGCCCCUCUGUCGAGGCCUCCAAACGACUGAACUCCUCCGAGUUCCUUGACUUCCUUCUGCCUCGCCUCCCCGGCCGGUACGUGCUGGAGUACUGGUCCCACCGCGUCCGCCGCGUCCCCGUCGCCGUCAGCGACCCCAUCUUGAUCGAGAACCUCGACCGCAUCAGCCUGACCAUGUCGGACGUCCGCGUGCUCACGGUCGACUUCUCUAUUCACUCUGUCGACCUCACGCCCUCUUGCUGGAUCGCCAUCUAUCCAGAAGACGCCGCGUCCUCCAGCAAAAAAUGCGUCUCGUACCAGUACCUCAAGUUGGACGCCGUGGACAGAGAGUCGCGGAGCGGGCGGGUCAUGUUCUCGCCUCCCCAACGCCCCGGCAAGUAUCAAGCCAGGUUCUUCUCCAACUCCGGCUACCAGCACCUUGUCUGCAGCGAACCUCUCGAGAUCACCUGACGGCCUACGCGUUCAUCUCCUCCUCCGUCUCGGCAACCAAAGAAUCUAUCUCGCUGAACUGCCACUUCCACUUGACGUUGUACAAGAACGGCCUGGGGUCGUACCGGCUGUCGUCCGAAGAAUGACUCUCCGCGUGGUAACUGGGCGUCAAAACAGUUGACUUGUGUCUGUUGGUGGCGUAUCUGUAGAAGAACCGCUUUACCUUCUCCGCCACCUCUCUGGCAGUUUUGUCCCCCCAAAUCCCCAAAAGUCGGCGGAACAUGGAAACCGGGCCGCACAAGUGCUGCUUCCUCAGCCUGCCCAUCACAGCCAACUCCUCGUAGCUUAUCCCCAUGUCCACCUCGUCCCUCUGCCUGCCCGUCUUCUCGUCGUACGGCUCCAACUCCGCCGUGGGCUCUGACUCGGCGACUUCCCGCAGCACCAGCCACUCGUACCUGUCGGACGCCCACACAAGAAACCCGCGUAUGUUCACCUUUGAAAUGCUACCUAUCGGGUUGAGGUCCGCCGAACUGCAAUCGUACUUGGUAAAGUACCCCUGUAACGUCUCGUCUAAGUUCCCGCUCCCCAGUACGAGCAAAGACGGAUA
Messenger RNA from Schistocerca gregaria, 2753 nucleotides. RefSeq lists its product as uncharacterized. Lineage: Eukaryota; Metazoa; Arthropoda; Insecta; Orthoptera; Acrididae. The transcript has 2 exons. The record is from RefSeq and is a predicted model, not a curated record. Bases 149 to 2167 code for a protein of 672 amino acids.